Molecule: messenger RNA, 1660 nt
Organism: Mandrillus leucophaeus (drill)
Lineage: Eukaryota; Metazoa; Chordata; Mammalia; Primates; Cercopithecidae
Gene: IL22RA2
Product: interleukin 22 receptor, alpha 2
Exons: 6
Coding region: 302-997 (231 amino acids)
Molecular function (GO): protein binding; interleukin-22 receptor activity
Source: RefSeq, a predicted model, not a curated record
CUCACUUUAUCACUACUCACUAUAGAGCCCUGGUCAAGUUCUCUCCACCUCUCUAUCUAUGUCUCAGUUUCUUCAUCUGUAACAUCAAAUGAAUAAUAGUACCAACCUCCUAGGCUUCUUAAGAGGAUUAACAAAGACAAAAUAUGGGAAAAACGUAACAUGGUGUCCCAUAAUUAUGAGAUCUUAUUAUUGACACUACAGUGGUAUUAAAAUUACCAAAAGGAAGACAGCAUCUUUUUCCUCUUUGGUCCUGAGCUGGUUAAAGGGAACACUGGUUGCCUGAACAGUCACACUUGCAACCAUGAUGCCUAAACAUUGCUUUCUAGGCUUCCUCAUCAGUUUCUUCCUUACUGGUGUAGCAGGAACUCAGCCAGCACAUGAGUCUCUGAAGCCUCAGAGGGUACAAUUUCAGUCCCGAAAUUUUCACAACAUUUUGCAAUGGCAGCCUGGGAGGGCACUUACUGGCAACAGCAGUGUCUAUUUUGUGCAGUACAAAAUAUAUGGACAGAGACAAUGGAAAAAUAAAGAAGACUGUUGGGGUACUCAAGAACUCUUUUGUGACCUUACCAGUGAAACCUCAGACAUACAGGAACCUUAUUACGGGAGGGUGAGGGCGGCCUCGGCUGGGAGCUACUCAGACUGGAGCAUGACGCCGCGGUUCACUCCCUGGUGGGAAACAAAAAUAGAUCCUCCAGUCAUGAACAUAACCCAAGUCAAUGGAUCUUUGUUGGUAAUUCUCCAUGCUCCAAAUUUACCACAUAGAUACCAAAAGGAAAAAAAUAUAUCUAUAGAAGAUUACUAUGAACUAGUAUACCGAGUUUUUAUAAUUAACAAUUCACUAGAAAAGGAGCAAAAGGUUUAUGAAGGGGCUCACAGAGUUGUUGAAAUUGAAGCUCUACCACCACAUUCCAGCUACUGUGUAGUGGCUGAAAUAUAUCAGCCCAUGUUAGACAGAAGAAGUCAGAGAAGUGAAGAGAGAUGUGUGGAAAUUCCAUGACUUGUGGAAUUUGGCACUCAGCCAUGUGGAAAUUCUGAAGCUCCCUGAGAAUGGGAUGACUCGUGUUUGAAGGAUCUUAUUUAAAGUUGUUUUUGUAUUUUCUUAAAGCAAUAUUCACUGUUACACCUUGGGGACUUCUUUGUUUACCCAUUCUUUCAUCCUUUAUAUUUCAUUUGUAAACUAGAUUUGAACGACAUUCCCCCAAAAAAUUGAAAUGUAAAGACGAGGCAGAGAAGAAAGGGUUCUAUGAAAUUUGGAACUUUAUCUCUGAAUGUAACAUCCCUAAUAACAACCUUCAUUCUAAGACAGCAAAAUAAAAAUUUAACAACCAAUGAAUAGUAUUUAAGAAAAUGUUGAAAUAAGUUUUUUAAAAUAGCGUUACAGACUGAAGCAGUCCUGAAGCAAUAGGUUUUCACUCUCUCAUUGAGCCAAUUAAAUUGACAUUGCUAUGACAAUUUAAAAUUUCUAUAUGGAUGAAUAUUUUUCAUGCAUUUCUAUUUUAUAUGAAUAUAUUUUUAUGUAUUUAUUAUUAUUAAAUAUUUCUACUUAAUGAAUCGAAAUUUUGUUUUAAAUUCUACUUUAUGUAAAUAAGAACAGGUGUUGGAGGAAAAAACUUAUGAUUUCUAGAUUGAUAUCUGAAUUAAAACUAUCAACAACAAGGAA